Molecule: messenger RNA, 990 nt
Organism: Emericellopsis atlantica
Lineage: Eukaryota; Fungi; Ascomycota; Sordariomycetes; Hypocreales; Bionectriaceae
Exons: 4
Coding region: 1-990 (329 amino acids)
Source: RefSeq, a predicted model, not a curated record
AUGGCUACGGCCGUUGCGCCGGAGCCUUCGCCUGCCCCAACGAUCCAUGACAGGGAGCAGACUCAGGGUCUGCAAAAUAUCCGCGAGUUCCUCAAAGUUCGAUGCGGCUACGACGUCUUUCCACUCUCCUUUCGACUCAUUGUUCUCGACCAUGACUUGCUCAUUAAGAAGAGUCUCAAUAUCAUGAUACAGAACUCAAUUGUGUCUGCUCCUUUGUGGGACUCGCAAAAGUCAUGUUUCGCGGGCACGCUGACCGCGACCGAUUACAUCAACGUGAUUCAGUACUACUAUCAAUUUCCCGACGAAAUGUACAAGCUGGACCAGUUCCGCUUGAGCAGUCUACCAGAUAUUGAGAAGGCCAUUGGCGCGAGUCCCAUUGAGACCAUAUCCGUGAACCCCUUGAUGCCACUCUUCGACGCCAUCAAACAGAUGCUUAGCACUCGAGCUCGCCGCAUUCCUCUGAUUGACGUCGACGAUGAGACUGGGAAAGGAUGGGUGGUUUCGGUGAUUACCCAGUACCGAAUUCUCAAGUUCAUCGCUGUUAAUAACGAGCACAACACCGUUCUCUUCAAGAAAACGGUUCGCGAACUCAACAUGGGCACCUACAAGAAUAUUGCAACUACACGCAUGGAUAACAGCGUGCUGGAUGUUAUUCACCAAAUGGUCGCCCGCAACAUCAGCUGCGUUCCAGUAGUCGAUGACAAAGGCCGGGUCCUUAACGUCUUUGAGGCUGUCGAUAUUAUUCCGUGCAUCAAGGGCGGUAUGUACGAGGAGUUGAACGGCACAAUAGGCGACGCCUUGUGCAAACGGCCCGACGAUAGCCCCGGGAUAUACACAUGCUCGGAACACGACCGUCUGCAGUCCAUAUUUGACACGAUCCGCAAGAGUCGUGUCCACAGGCUCAUUGUUGUGGAUGACGACAACAAGCUCAAGGGUGUCAUUUCACUGUCGGAUAUUCUGACGUGGGUGCUACUUUCCGAGGAGGCGUAA